GCCACUUGAUCGAAAUAGGCCUGCCCUUGUGGGGGAAUUCAUUGUCCGAGCGCCUCGAGAUACUGCCGAUUAUAUGUACAGGGAUCAUAAACACUCAGUCGCUCAAGCAACAACUUGACAUAUCUCCCCGCUAAACCCUACCACCGGGUCUUCGACAAACAUUGGCAAACCCCGAGAUUGCUUUCUACAAUGGCAACAGUUGUUGAAGGGAAACCUGGAGGCUCUGUCGAAGAGUGCGCAAUGGGACAUGACGGCGGCGAACAGAUGCGUGGCAGCACCCUGGGAGGGACUUCACACGAUGCUCGCGAUAUGUAUCGGAUGGGAAAGAAGCAGGAACUACGUAGAAAUUUCCGUCUCAUCUCGAUCAUCGGCUUUGUUGUUGUCCUCCAAUCGACAUGGGAGAGCGCGCUGCUGUCUGCUUACUUCGGCCUGUUCAAUGGGGGCACAGCAGGCGUGAUCUGGAUGACUGUCAUCACAUGGUUCUUCGUCAUGGCCAUGAUAGCCUCACUCGCUGAGAUGGCUUCAAUGGCUCCAACCGCAGGUGGACAAUACCAUUGGGUCAGCGAGUUUGCACCGACUGCAUUCCAAAAGAGCCUCUCGUAUAUUGUUGGCUGGAGCGCAGGCGUGGGCUGGGUGAGCGGAAUCCCCGCCUGUGCUCAGAUGCUAUCGUCCCUUGUCAUUGGGAUGGUUCUGCUCGUUCAUCCCGACGCUCCAAUCGGCGAGCUGUGGCACGUUACUCUGAUCAUGAUGCUGUGGCUGUUUCUCAUGGUGGGCUUCAACAUCUUCUUGGCACAACACUUGCCACUGGCUGAAGGCAUCGUACUGGUCCUGCACGUUUUUGCUUUUUUCGCCUUUCUGAUCCUCUUCUGGACUAUGGCCGAACGAUCACCUGCCGAGGAGGUAUUCGCAGCAUUUUACGACGGCGGCGGCUGGGGCUCCCUGGGAACAUCCGCACUCGUUGGUCUCUCAACCCCGCUGUGGUGUUUCAUCGGGCCGGACGCCGGAGCACACAUGUCCGAGGAACUCAAAGACGCCUCCGUGGUUCUCCCCAAGGCCAUGAUGUGGGCUGUGUUUUUCAAUGGCGUCUUCGGAAUUAUCAUGAUGAUCACGUUCGUGUUCUGUGGCGGAGCACUCGAUUCAGUUCUGGAGUCCCCUACCGGCGUUCCAGUGCUCCAAGCUGUGUACAAUGCCACAGGCUCUGUAGCGGGUACUGUCAUCAUGGGCGCUAUCUUGGUCGUCCUGGUGUUCUUCGCGGCGGUGUCCGUGACGGCAGCAUCUUCGCGACAGAUUUGGGCUUUUUCCCGUGACAAAGGUCUCCCGUUCUCUUCGUGGAUUGAGCACGUUCGGCCUGGGUGGGAUAUUCCUGUGAAUGCGCUGCUGGUCUGUCUAGGAUCGUCGCUGGUUCUAGCCUGCACCAAUUUCGGCUCGGAGGUCACUCUCAACGCGAUCGUUUCCAUCUCGAACGCUGCGCUGAUCUUUUCCUACAUCAUCUCCAUUGGGUGCGUGCGGCUCAAGCGCUUGCGGGGCGAGCCUCUGCUACCUCGCCGCUGGAGCCUAGGCAGGUGGGGAGGCCUUGUCAACGAUCUGGCACUCGUCUUCCUGCUGAUUGCCUUUGUCUUUUCAUUCUUCCCAAUGACACCCAAUCCGACCGCUGUCGACAUGAACUGGGCAGCCCUGAUGUUCGGUGCAAUGGCGAUUCUUGCGACAGUCAAUUACUUCGCGAGCGCACGGCACAUUUAUAUCGCCCCUGUGUCGUUGAUCAAGCAGGAGUAGAGCAAACUAUGGCCACAAUUGAGC
This is a messenger RNA of Boeremia exigua, 1797 nucleotides long. Its product is annotated as amino acid permease-like protein. Gene Ontology annotation, molecular function: transmembrane transporter activity. The record is from RefSeq and is a predicted model, not a curated record. Bases 190 to 1773 code for a protein of 527 amino acids. NCBI's taxonomy places the organism in Eukaryota, Fungi, Ascomycota, Dothideomycetes, Pleosporales, Didymellaceae. Gene Ontology annotation, cellular component: membrane. The transcript has 4 exons. Gene Ontology annotation, biological process: transmembrane transport.